Molecule: messenger RNA, 210 nt
Organism: Protopolystoma xenopodis
Lineage: Eukaryota; Metazoa; Platyhelminthes; Monogenea; Polystomatidea; Polystomatidae
Source: the annotation of a GenBank genome assembly
AUGCACCGAUCGAAAGACAAAAUUUCCGCCCGUUGGGAAACGCUCAUGACUGGUUUGUGUAAGGGCGUCAAGGCCUAUAUCAGGUCUCAGAAUGCCAGUUAUCCGGCCUAUAACCAGCCUGUGGAGGCCAGCCCUGGUACCCAGAGCCCAGACCCGAGGACGAGUCUGAGCCUCGCCUCCGAGGGAAGCAUGGCAAUGACCAAAAUGUAG